Molecule: messenger RNA, 3759 nt
Organism: Patiria miniata (bat star)
Lineage: Eukaryota; Metazoa; Echinodermata; Asteroidea; Valvatida; Asterinidae
Product: transcription factor SOX-5-like
Exons: 7
Coding region: 392-3316 (974 amino acids)
Biological process (GO): cell differentiation; anatomical structure morphogenesis; regulation of transcription by RNA polymerase II
Cellular component (GO): nucleus
Molecular function (GO): DNA-binding transcription factor activity, RNA polymerase II-specific; RNA polymerase II cis-regulatory region sequence-specific DNA binding
Source: RefSeq, a predicted model, not a curated record
AAUAUUUGUUUGAAGAAAUGAAAAAAACUGAAGUUUUAAAACGGCUGCAAAAGUGAGAUAAUUCUUGUGAGAUAAACCCAAGUUUAUUUCAUUCUAACUCUGUCCACGUGUUGAUCGAUAUAUUUUGUACUUUUGCGCGUAUGUGCUUUUUGCACGCAUGCACGCCACAUUAUACGCACAUUUUAAUACGCGCGCGUGAUGCCAAACGCUGUUCGUGUGUGGCUGUUGAAUACGCAUUGCAUUGUUCCAUUGUUUACUUUCUAAUAAUUAUGAUGCAAUAAUAUACAUUUGAAUUUUAUCCAUGACGCUCACUGAUUAGAGAUUGCCAUUCUUUCAAAAUUUGAUGCAAUUUUACUGCAAUUGCAGUUUUUUGUUCAACUGAGGUGACAAAAUGAUUUCCACUGUUACGUCGACGUGCACCUCAAACGGAAACAGUAAGUUUCCAAGAAGUACCAGUUCGGCAGCCUGUACUACAGACAUCGGUGCAGCAGACACGUUUCCGCAGGAAAACUUUACAGGUUUUUUGAGUGACACAAGCAACGACAGUAGAAACGACGGCAAAUCAGAGGCACAGAGGAGAUCUACGGUGACACAACCAGCGCUCCAAAACCAUCCCAACAACUUGAAGGUUGUUCUGCCGACAACAGUUGCCAGUAAACCGAAUUCUAGUAUCGGUAACAUCACCCCGAUCAGUUCAGGUCAGAUGUUCUACUUGCUUCCAGCCUCAACCGUCAAAAAUGCGGCAUCGACCGGAGCCAUCAUUCUUAACCGACCAUCUAUUGAAAGUGAGUCUCAAACCGGCAAAGUGACGAAGACGUCAUCAGUAAAUACAACUACUCCAAGCAUCACUUGUAAAAUCGGGGAGAAACUCUACAAAUGCUUCGAAAUAGAGUCAACAACUGAGGAUGAAUCUCAUAUGGUCUCCAAGCUAUCAACUGCUGAAGGUGAGUCUUGUAUGGUCUCCAAGCUAUCAACUACUGAAGAGGAAUCUCGUAUGGUCUCAAAGCUAUCAACUACUGAAGAUGAAGCUCGUAUGGUCUCCAAGCUGUCAACUACUGAAGAGGAAUCUCAUAUGGUCUCCAAGCUAUCAACUACUGAAGAGGAAUCUCGAAAGGUCUCCAAGCUAUCAACUACUGAAGAGGAAUCUCGUAUGGUCUCCAAGCUAUCAACUACUGAAGAGGAAUCUCGUAUGGUCUCCAAGCUACCAGCUACUGAAGAGGAAUCUCAUAUGGUCUCCAAGCUAUCAACUGCUGAAGAGGAAUCUCGUAUAAUCUCCAAGCUACCAGCUACUGAAGAUGAAUCUCGUAUGGUCUCCAAGCUAUCAACUACUGAAGAUGAAGCUCCUAUGGUCUCCAAGCUAUCAAAUACUGAAGAGGAAUCUCGAAAGGUCUCCAAGCUACCAGCUACUGAAGAGGAAUCUCGAAAGGUUUCCAAGCUAUCAACUACUGAAGAGGAAUCUCGUAUGGUUGCCAGGCUAUCACCGACACAGCAGCAUCCAGUCACAACCUCCCACCAGCUUCAUCCUCGUACCACAGGGCAUCCCGUCGACACGAUUCCAAGUUUGGGUUCCCAUCCCAGCAGCCAACAGGUGACAAGUGUAACUGACUCAACAGAAGUCCGUUUUGUAACUACCAACGACACAUCGUCUACAUCCAGCAUCGGUCCCACACUAUUGAAUGAAAACCCCAAACAACCAUCGGAGCUAGUGCCGCCAUUCCUCCCGCCCUCAACUCCUGAAAAUACAGUUGACCCGUCUCCCGUCCCUGGUGAGGCCGACACGACCGACACAAAGAAAUUGUACACAGAGCUGACCGUGUACAUACCCGAGAAUCUGCAAUCCAUGCAACCAGCUGGAGAAAUAGCGCCCUCUAAGGCCUUGCCAAACCCCGAUCAGUCUGAGUUCGAGGGUCCUCAGCUCCAAAUCAACGAAAACUGCUCCAAUGCCUUCGGGGGUGGUUCCUAUGCCACGCCCAUGGGCUGCACCCUUCCCGACGCCAUGACGCCCUCUACGGUGGCAGACAAGCCCCAAGCCCCCACGCCGUCUGGUAUCUGUGCUGAUGACGUCAGAGUGAAAUCUACCGACGCCGAUGCCAUGCCUGCUCCCAACUCUCACAGUUUACCCAAGAAGAAGCGCAAUCGUCAAGCCAACCACGUCAAGCGACCAAUGAACGCCUUCAUGGUCUGGGCUCGUAUCCACAGAGCGCGCCUAGCCCACCAAAACCCACACGCCAAUAACGCUGACAUCAGCAUCCAGCUUGGCCAAUCAUGGAACGCACUGACGUUGGAACAAAAGCAACCAUUCUACGAUGAAGCUGAGAAACUGAAGAAACUGCACAGGCAGGAAAAUCCGGGUUGGGUAUACAGCCCCCGCCCGCCAAAACGAAGACGCGAGGGUUACACCCUCGCUCCCAGUGGCAUAGACCAAGCCGCUAUUCUUCCCAAGUGUAAACUCAAUUCGAACUCAACCUCGUACUUCACAUUUGGGUCGCAGCCUCGUUACGUCAUCCCACAGAACGAAUCAGGGGGGUUCCAGGCAGGGUCACGUGCACAACUGGUACCCGGUAUCAACACAAGCACCAUUCAGUUACCUGUCAAGAACACCAGUUAUACAACCAAGCAGCACUACGUGAUAGAGCCCAUAGGAGCACCCCAACCCCCAUCAGCCAUCAAAGCAUCUCGACCGUCCUGUCAUCCAACAGUAUUUGGUCAAACAGCCGUCGGUCAAAUUGCACGGCCAAUGGGAGUCCCGUCUUCCUCAGCCGAUGGUGGCGCACUUCUCCGGCUCGGUGUUCAAAAUGGGAAGCAGAAUGUUCUCCCAGGCCAGGGGCAAGGGACAGACACAGCCGCUGUGCUUAUCAAUGAUGUUCCCAUGAUGGUGCAUCCCAACGUGCAGAUUAUUAAAGGAACUGUAUUGCCUACAAGGUAUACAGCGCCCGCACAGGCAGGCAAUGUCCAGGCGACAGUUCACGCCCCUGUUACUGAGUCCGGACAGAAAGGUCACGGGGAUUCAUCAGCGAACCCGGGGUCAGAUUCGGGGCCGGAUUCAGGGUCAGAUGCAGGAUCAUCCCAGUCAUUUCAGGAUGGCGAUUUAGAUGACGAUGAGCGAUCCCUGAAUCUACACAUACCUGAAGAUCAGUAUUCCGCCAAUGAGCGUCGCACAAUCGAUGCGCAGCUGUUUGAGCGAUUCCUGUCCGACAUCAACUCCUGCACGAAGAAGCAAGAUCGUCGCCAGACGCCCCCACCGACCAUUCAGGAAAACAGGCCUGAGGACGACAUUGGUGAAGGCAAAGAUGAACUGAUUGACGUUGUAACAUAAACUAAACCCGUUUGAGUUAUGACAAUCCAAUGAAUUGUUUUAAUUUACCAUCCUGUUCUUAACCACGAAUUUUUAUGGAUCUUCGCAUAAUAUUAUGUACGGCAUAAAGGUAUAGCUUAGGUCUACACCUCCUGCGUUGCAGGUGUCUCCGAAUGUAUUCUUUGUUAUGCUAAUUUAGCAACAAUGAAUACACAGAAGAUUGAAAAUAUAAUUGAAGUUAAAUUUAAUGUAAAUAUUAGGUUAAAAUUCUCCAUAGGCCCAAUGUUCUGACAAAACUGAUUAGCAAUUUUGAAGUUUAUCAUUAAUGUAUUAAAUGGGUGUUACUAUUUACUUGUUCCAUGAGUUCUCUGUAAUAUUUAUCUGUUGUUAUACUGGUAAUCAAUAUUCUUUUGUAAACCUUCGUCAAAAGAACAAAAAAAGACAAAUCAUUUUCCAAAGAAUUA